GAUAAAAAACCUGCUUAAGGGUAAGAUGUCCCUACCGAUAUUCAAGCAGGGUGGUACGGUACUACUCGAGUAGAGUACUUGUUCAAGUAUAAGACCUGAAGGAAUGUAUUAGGACACCCGUCACCAGCAUUGUGGAUCGUCCCUCGAAUUUUCCAGCCGCCAGUUCAAUUCCAACCCGGAGAACCACAGGCUUGGCAAGCACCCCUCCCAGAGUCUAUCUCAACCUCAUCUCGACACAGCUACUCUAGUACAACGACCCUUCGAUGUCGUUCAGCCGUCUUCCAAACGAACUUAUCCUUACAAUCAGCGGGCACCUCGAUGAUUGUGCUAUUGCAAAACUCCUCCGAGCGAAUAGGGGACUAUGUUUCCUCCUUACCCCAGUUCUCCACCAGCGUGCACCGAUUCCUCCCGGUAGCGGGGCGAUGACAAGAUUGCAAUGGGCAGCACUUCGUGGACAUGUACCGCUAGUGAAGCUCUUACUUUCAAAAAGAGUGGGUUUGGACAGCGAAGGAAAGGUCGAUCCAGAAGCUCUCCGAGGCGCGAUAGCAUCCGGCCACGAUCAAAUAUCGUUCCUUCUUCUCCGGGCGGGAGCUAAUGUCACCAGGACUGGGUUCCGAACUGGAACGCUAAUAUAUCACCUCCUAUAUAACCGAACUUCAUCCCGAAAUGUACGGCGACUCUUGCGCAUGCUUAAAGACCGCGGUGCAGAUUUCUCGGCCCCGGAUUUCCUCGGAAAAAUACCUCUGCACCGAGCAGCUCAGGAAGGCGACGUCGGGGGAGUAAAGCUCCUUUUGCGAUUAGGCUCUAAUCCAAACUCUCGAACCGCUGACGGGCAAACCACGCUAUUCUUUGCCCAUGGUAGCCAAAAGAUCAUUAGGCUCCUCGUUGAGGCGGGUGCGGACCCGAAUAUCAACAGCGCCAGUGGGGAGACACCGUUAUAUAGGGCGUGCAGGUUGGAUCAAUUAGGAAGCGCUCGAAUUCUCAUUGAAUAUGGUGCGAACCCCCGCGGAAAUGACCCACUCUUCAGACCCAUUUUCUCGAGACCCUCCCCAGAUCUAAUCGAACUACUCGUCUCCCACGGCGAAGACAUCCACGCGGAGGACGUCACCGGCUUAUCCCUCAUUCACCGCGCCGCGCAAGGGCCAUACCCAGCGGUUCUAAAGAAGCUAUUAGACCUGGGAGCAGAUGCCAGCCACCGGAAUCACUGGGGCGUUACACCAUUGCACCUCGUUGCGGCAUCAGAGGACAAAGGCCAAUGCACACUUAUGCUCAUAAAUGCGGGCGCUGAAGUUGACUGUCCCGACAACGGCAAAUCUACCGCGCUGCAUUGGGCAGCUAGUCGUGGAUGCUAUCUCCCCGCAGCAGUAUUGCUGGCAAUGGGCGCGGACUUUACAGUCCUGGAUAGCGAAGGUCGCUCGCCGUUAGAUCGCACGUUAGAUCGGCGCUAUUCGAGGGACAAGGUCGUCGAGACAAUCUUGCGCGGGUCAUGGAAGAGGCAUCAUGGGCGGGAGAUGGUGCCGGCGUAUAGCGAGUUUGAUGACGGUAUACCUGGAAGCUACGGUCACCCACUGUACCUCUAGGGUUGGGCUAUUUGUGCUGUGUGGUACAUGGAUAGCUGGGAUCAGUGGCCAAGCCAAGUAGACCAGAUUUAGCUGAAUUGUGCCUUUCAAAGGUGUGGGCUGGCCGUGCGUGUGGUAAUUGGGGAUCCCGCCCUUUCUCCUCCUCUUUGUAUUCGCGGACUGCGACGUGCUUGGUCUAUUAAUACGGGAUUAGCAAUGAUCGUGAUUGAGUGUGUCUAGGCCGGGUCACUGUGGUUGUUAAAUCAAGUAUUAUAAUGUCGAUUAGAAGCGUCUAGGAAUUAUAACUUCCGUACGGGGCCGGCGGGGUUUUACUGGCCCAGGACUAUUAGAGUUACUUUAGUUAUAUCUACCAUCAGGACAUAUAUAUGU
This is a messenger RNA of Tuber aestivum (summer truffle), 1949 nucleotides long. NCBI's taxonomy places the organism in Eukaryota, Fungi, Ascomycota, Pezizomycetes, Pezizales, Tuberaceae. The record is from the annotation of a GenBank genome assembly.